CAAUAAUGAGUUUGACGUCGUCUCGCCAUAGCCUCAUACCUCGCGGUCUCGCUUUCGCAUUGCUCGGUUGGUCAUUAUUCUAUGGUUUGUCCUCGCUGUAUCAGUGCGGUGCAGUUGCGACUGACCGACGAACGUCGUCCGCGGCGGUGGUUCUGAUAACGGGAUGAUGGCGCCUGCGGUAGCGGCUAGAGGCCGGCGAAGCAGCGUUCAGUGAGUGCCUGUGGUGUGUGCGUUCACGGAGUGUCUCCGAUUCCGUCGAGUGUGGUGCGAUUCUGCGUCGGUGCGCGACCGCCACCAUGAUAUUCAGCUCGGCCGACAUCCUGACCCAGCAGCAGCUGAAGCGGCUCUCCGAGCACAAGUACAGCUGCUCGGGCUCCUCGUUUGCGGACCCUUUCAUGCAACCCUUCUGGAACUGGGUGACCAGCAAGUGCCCGUUCUGGCUGGCGCCUAACCUCAUGACGCUGUCGGGACUAUUCGUCAACAUUGCCACAUCGCUCGUGCUCGUGUGGUACAGCCCUACGGCCACGCAGGAGGUUCCUCGGUGGGCGUUCCUUCUGUGUGCACUCGGCCUCUUUGUCUACCAGACGCUCGAUGCCUGCGAUGGGAAGCAGGCGCGGCGCACAGGCACCAACACUCCCCUCGGGGAGCUCUUCGACCACGGCUGCGACUCCAUAUCAACGGUGUUCGUAGCCCUGGCGGUGUGCAUAGCUGUGAAGCUGGGCUCGUACCCGGGCUGGAUGUUCUUCCAGUGCUUUGUGGCCAUCACCCUGUUCUACUGUGCCCACUGGCAGACCUACGUGUCGGGGACACUGCGCUUUGGAAAGUUUGAUGUGACGGAAGCGCAGUUCUCGGUGAUGAUGAUCCACAUCAUCUCUGCACUCUUUGGCCCCGACAUUUGGGCAACCAAGCUGCCGCUGUUCAAUGUGGAACUGCGGCUACUGCCCGUGGCAACGGCACUGUCCGUCUCUGCCAUCAUGUGGUAUGCGGACAUCAUGGUCAUUCUCUCGGGCGGCGUGGGCAAAAACGGGUCGACUGUGGCUGGCACGAGCGUACUAUCUCCAAGUAUCCCCAUUGCACUGGUGGUGGUUCCAGCGUUCAUCAUCUACCAGAAGUCGAGCACCAGCAUCUACGAGAACCACCCGUGCCUGUACAUCAUCGCCUUUGGCAUGGUUGCUGCCAAGGUCACAAACAGGCUCGUGGUGGCACACAUGUGCCGUAGUGAGAUGGACUACAUGGACUCUGCACUGCUGGGUCCUGGCAUGCUCUUCCUCAACCAGUACUUCAAUACUUUCAUCAACGAGUACAUCAUUCUGCUCGUCUGCCUAGUGUACUCGGUGGCGGACCUUCUGCACUACUCGGUGAUCGUGUGCAACCAGAUCUGCGCCCACCUGCAGAUCCCACUGCUGCGGAUUGUGCCCAGGUAUGCUGUGGGCGCCUCCCCUGCUUCCGCGUCGGUCUCCUCCGACAAGGUGUCGGCCACCCAGUCACAGGCCGGUCAGUGACACAUGUGCGAUGCAGAGGAGGCCUGCUCCCUGCUAACGCCCGAGGAGCCUCCACCGUACCAUGAGUCGCUAAUGGAGCUGGACUGCGACACAGUCCAUGCCUGAGCCAGUGAGGAGGAGUACUCCUCUCACAGGACUGAAUGACGAGCGGAGGGCAGCCAAAAACAGACAUCUGCGUCACAAACAUGUGCACUGCGUAUGCUGUCUCUCUUUUCUCCCUCUCCAAGCAGAUGACAACUGGCCAGUGCUGUCUGUGGGUGUGUGUGCAUGUGUGUCCAUUGCCAGCUUUCACCCACUCUCUGACAUGCCUUGGCAAGAUUGUGCACUACGACAUCCUACACCAGAUGCUGACUGACAUUAGUGUACAUGCGCACUGAUAACAGCUCUGUAGCUGUCACUUCGGUUACCCCAAAUGGCCGACAAGAAAACGUGUGCUUACAAGAAAGCUCAUGUGUUGUGUAAGGUGUACUUAUCAAAUGUAAGAAAGCAUUUAACAUACUUUGCAUUGCCAGGCAUAGGUAGUCUACAAGUCAGGAUUGCACUGGCUAAGAGGCCUUUCGGCCAGAGUGUGACUGCAGAGGCAGGGUUAGCACUCGACUGUUCACUCAAGUGUUUCAAUGGUGCCAGGUCUCUGGGCUAAUGCUUAGCUCUUUGUGAAGCCAUAUGAGAUCAGCUGUGCUGCCAUGCUUUAGAAGAGCUUGAAGGCACGUGUACUUUGAAAGCGUCUUUGUCUGUGCACUGUGUACGGAACACACCUGGUGAUAGGGCUUUGUUAUGCUUGAAAAGCUGCCAUUCCAUUUCCACAAAUGCAAGACACUGAAGAAAAGAGUGGCUGCAGUACAAGCUGCACCAGUGGGAGAUGUUGGCUGUGAUGGACAGGUAUGAAAAGCAGUUGGCAGGAAGUCGAUCAUUCCCAUUCUUGUCUUUACACUUCUGAGUGACUCCAACAGAGGCAUUCUUUGUUUUUUCUGAUGGAAAAUACUUUUCGCCAGCUUUUUAAGUGCAGUGUAAUCAAGGCUAAUGUUCUUGUACAGAUGCUGCUAUAGCCUUGUGGCAGCCAAAGACAGCUUGUGCAACAAAAGACAGAUUGUGUAACAAAAGGCAGUAGUGUAUGUGUACUUGAUGCUUGUGAGACCCUGUAUUCUUGGUAAAUAUGGUUUCUGAACCUUGUGGGAACUGUUGCCAAUCCAUCAGCAAACAAUGUACCUUCUUAGGUGAGUGGCAGCAACAGCACAAAGGAAGAAGAGGCAGAAGACCGGGGCUGAUGCUGCCCAAAAUAGCGGAUGUUAAGACCCGAGACCUCUCAACAUUGAGACUGGCAUGAUGCCUGUCAAGGCUGGUAUUUAGCACUUGUGUUGCUCUGCAUGCAUGUUGGAGAAUAGAUGCGAUAUGCAGCCUACUCAACUCUUCCUGGCUGCACCCUGCAAAGUCAGUGCACCAAUUGGAGCGUUGCACAAAGACCGCUUGAUGGGGCAGUCUGGAGCAGCAACUAGGCUAUUGGAGUUGGCCUACGUGGUUCCAGAGCUGUUAUUGUUUUCCCAGGUUUGUUUAAGAUUUCUUUUACCAAGCUGGGUCAUAUAGUCCAAAAAGCAGCCAUGUACUAAAGAGAGACCUCCUACUAAGCCAUAGGUGUAAUGGUUCCAGUGUCUAUCAUUAGUGUAGCGCAAUUCUGGUGCAGUAGCAAUUAUAUGGACACUCCAAGCAAUUUGUUGCUGUCAUCAUAGCCUUGGACUCCACGUAUAUUUAUGUGUAUGUGUGCUAUAUACUUAUGCAUGCCGUAUAUGCGGGUUAGAUUGCUACACUAUUCAUAUUCAAUCACUAAAUUUAGCGAUACCAGGUCUUGCACUCUUGACUAAGUUAUUCCAAAGAAUUUUGAAAAUGGCAGCUUGCAAACAAAUUUCAUGAUGCAUAACAUUCACAGCACAUGCCUUUUUAUCCUAAAUCUUCUUGGACUAUUAGAUAUUAAAAGGUUCAAAACAUUAUCGGUGCUCGAACCAGAAAGUGGUGCAAUUUUACUGGUGCGUCUCUUUACGGGCAGUGUAGUGGCACCUGUGGAUGUCGUUACAGGCCCUAUAGGGCGUCUUUAAGGGUGCCAGAAAUUUGGCACAUUCAUGUGCGUGAAUUCACAUUCACACAUAUAGUUAGAACACCAUCCAAGAAAUUCAAGCGCACUGAUAAAUCUUGCUAUCGUAGUCGGUGCUUCACUCUUUAGUCUAAACAUGCAAUUUUUGUCAACCAAUGACCCAGUAACUACUAGAAUUUGGUGGUCUUGUCUUUAUUUUUUUGGCUCAGCACUGAGUCCUGAAAAACUUAUUUCCGAUUCAGUUUUGCUGUGGCUGCGUUUUGACAGAUAGUGCCAUGGCACUGUGUGGAGUGAACGCUCUUGCAUCAAACAUGGCCUUGGUUCAUGCAAUGAGAUAUUUCUGCACAUUGUGAAAAAAUUGGAUGUCUACCAUAGAUCGCAAUAUUUCGUUUUUUGUAGUUAGAUGUCUCUCUGGGUGCCCUAUAUGAAGCAGGCUGGAUGAGCAGUCGUUCCUCAGGUUACAUUGAGCCUGGCUUGCAAACGUGCAUUUUUGUCUUUCCUUUGAGACCAUGUUUGAACUGGUUUGCAAGAUGACACAUCUCGGCUCCCACAUACAGCAACUCCGGCAACCAUUAAUCUGCUAUGGUAUUUCGGGGAGCUGGUUAGUUCACUGCACCAUGACGAGGAACUUUAGAGAAGAGAAAAAAAAAUAACGGACAACAUACUAGACAGGACAACCGUGGUUCCAGUGGUGCUCAUCACAUGCACUGUGUCCUUGUCUUUGUUUUGCAUACGCUAUGGGAAUUCUGGGCAGUACAUAUUGUGGUAGCUCAGGGUAUAAGGAAUUCCUGCUUAGCGCUCCAUUCCCAGCCACCAAUAUUGUGGGUGACAGGCACCCAGGUACGCUAGGAUUUUGAUGCACAGUAAGUACUUCCACCCUGUGGUUAAGGUCUCCAGUACCUUACUGAAGUACCUCUCAUGCCUGGAGUAUAGCUUUGAAACAAAACCUAAUGAAUGAUGAGCCAUGAUGAGCACCUGUCAUCUCCGAUAUUGCUGUUUUCCAUGUUCUGAUUUGCCUCCUUGUUUCUUGCAUCAUUCUUGCUUUACAAAUAAAUGUCGAAAUAAAUGUAUCGCCUAAUAUACGCUGCUUUUGAUCAAAAUUGUGCAGUGCUUGGGUGUCGAUCGAUUUGGGUAAUACUUAGCAAGUGCGGUUUCCCAAUUUUUUUCAUGCAUUUCAUCAUUGACUGUAUGUGUCAACAUGUAACUAGCCCAUCUGCUUACGCACCUGUGCUUGUGUGCAGGACAGCAAAUCACACGUAUGGCAUUACAUGUUUAAGUUACGGGUACUGUAAGCAAUUCCAAACGUAAAUUUAUUGUUGCUUUGUAAUAACUACGGUGCUAUCCACUUAUAAUAGUAUCUCCAGGUUAAAUUGUUAGUGCUUAUCACGGCACCUAGACACGCUGACCUUAAUUCUGCAACUGGGGAAUGUUUAUUAUGCAUGUUACUAUUACAUGUAACAGUAACAUUUCUUUCAUGCCGCGUUUGUUUGGUGCAACAUCGAGACAAUCAAUUCCUGGGUCGGGGCAUGGUUACCUGCAUUUCGUAGUGUUGAUGAGACCACAAAAUAAAAGAAAAUGAACUAUGCUAAAAACAGAAGUUAUUUUUUUCCAUCAGAUAACAGCUUUGUUAGUUGGUGUGCUAGUUACCAAAGCACCAGACUUAAGUGUGAAAUAAGCUUGGCUCUUGUCUGCUGGGUGAGGCUCAACACUCGUCUUGCAUGUGCGGCACAUAUAUUCCGAUUGCGGUCCUGUAAUGAAUGUGUCCACCUAAUCGUAGCCGAGGGUGCAGGGUGACUCUCUCUGGAUGUCCCAGCCAGAUUCAGCAUGAUUUGCCUAGUGUCAUUUUACUAUUUCAUUUGACACAGAGUCAAUGAAGAAAGUAGCUUUAUUUUAUGUGCACCUGCAAUGAUGCUCCCAUGAGUUAAUCGGCUACUUUUGACAAUCAGCUCUUCGAUUUUUAUAAGCUGUAUACUGUUAUGUAUGAUAAUAUAUAGAUGAGUUGCAGGGCGCAGAACAACACACAUACACUUGGUUGACAAAAUCGGCUAGUGUUUGAGGAUACGAGUUCACCCUUAUUUUCCACUUUAUUCCCCUGAUGUCUGAGAUAGUGGUUGUGGGCUAACAGGGUGGCCGUGUGCUUGCUUGGGGGGAAUGCAGUACCACUACCAGAAAGAGACGCAUGUUCAGGCCUGUGCACAGGCCCUUUGUGACCCUCCUGACGUGCUUAAAUAAGAAAGUCACACUAAGGGCCCUACAGCGCUGCAGUGCAAAUCCGGGCCUCUAGCAGUGUUUCAGACGCUACCACACAGUGCUGAAGUACUCUUGAAAGGCUCGGGAAUAAGUACAUUUGCUGAAAUAAAUCGGUAUGUGUCUGUUUACUUGAAUGCUUUUUCGGAUGAUGUGGCUUCUGACAUCAAAUGCACAUGCCAGCAAAGGGUUGAAAAAUUUGGCACUGUUACUCUUGUGACCUCGCAAAAGCUGUGCCCUACACUAUUGCCACUGGUGUUGGCCCAUGGGAAAUGUGUCAGUGGGUCCAGACAAAUGGACUGUGGCUUAAACGUUGAGAUACUUUCUGUCACCUUAGUCAAGCAGCACUUGCCACUGUGGCCGAGCACAGAAUAACGAUUUGGUUUCAUUCCUGGCUGUGUCAGCUGCAUUACGAGAGGUGUGCACCGAGAAAGUGCUGCACCUUGAGAAGCCCCAGGUGGUCGAAUGUGUUGCACAAGGCCUCCCCACCAUCAAGUUGGCAGUACACUGUGCAUCCUCGGUAUUUGUAGUUGCACCGUCACCGAGGAGAAAUAAGCGUCCGAGCAUUCAAGACUGUUGUAAGCAUGCCCACAAGUUGACCCAAAGUGGUUUGUUAAAAAAGGCAAAGCACAUGAUAAAAGUGUACUGCAUCUGAACGCCUUGCAAAACUGGGACUCUGCUGUGGUACUUGAAAUAACCACCUUUCCUGCUGUACACAUUCAGAGUGAUGUAGCAGACUCAGUGGUGGGUGACAGAUCCUUUUCAGAAUUUUGCAGCAGCUUUCCUGCGAGGCAGUUUGCCCAUCUAAUGGUGGGAUGCUCGCUUUUGCGCACGGCAUAUAAUCUGAAUCGCACUUGCCUAAAGUGAUCACUUGGCUGCAGUCUUCCAGAAAAAAAAAAAAGCGCAGGCUGCCAUCACAGACCAUGCAUGAUCGUGCUGCAUGUUGGGUCCAUGGGCUAUAGAAGAAACAUUUGUGGAAACUAGAACUUAUGGACGCUGGCACAGUUUGCAGCCAGUCACUUGACCACUCUUCACAACUGAUCCCGACUGUACAAGCACAGUUUGGUCGUAUUGUGACAUGUGGAUGUGGGCUUUGUGAAGGAACCGUGCGCAACAGACAAGUGCCAGUGUGUGCAGCUAGAGCUCCUUCUUCAUUUGAACAACAGCCACCAUAGGUCAAGCACAUGUAAAGUGCAGAGAAGCGCAUUUGCAAAUUGAGGAAACAGUCUAAUAUUGCUACUCUCCUAAUCACUCUUGAUGCUUUGGGUAUCAUUUGUAUUGCAUGAAUUGUACUGUAUCAGUUUGCAGACACUUGGUCCCAAGCAUUUCCACUUCUUGCAUUGCUGCCAGUGCUUGACAGUUGUUUACUUCCAAGUACCAUUUGUUUACGUACAGAACUUUUAAAUCAAUUCUGUAGACUCGACAAUAGGAAGUAAUGUGUUGGCUUUAAAUCUAAACUCCAGCCAUAACUACUACUAUGGCAUAUGUGCCAGUGCCAUCGUUAGGCUGAGCAUAUUUUUGCCACUGAAGCAGACAUGCUCUUCAGGUUAUGGCAAAGCAACAAGAAUCUGGGUGCCCAUGACAGGCAUGUGGCAUCAGCUCUGUACAAAAAAAAAUUGAGAAUGUCUGUCAAAAGUUUACUUACAUUGGCUGCUACCUGUUACUGUUUAGGGUAAUGGCCUUGUGAGGGUUGCUCUCUUCAGUUUAUCAUCUUCGUGCCUUACUCACUUGAGAAAUUUUUAAAAUUCUUGUUGGCUAAAACAAUUUUCUGACUUUUCUCCAAAAAAAUUUGGAUCAGGUAGCAUGGCUGCACAGCUAAGCUCAUUUUAACAACGCAUGCAACAAAGUAAAUUUCAAGAUUCUUAUAAUGAAAAGAUGUGAGAAGGUAUUUCACUGUAAAUUUUGUGCAAAGCACAAAGCACUACUCCACAAUAACAGUUUGUGUAGUACAAAAUUCACUUUUCUGUACGCAGUUAUAUUGCAUGUUUUUUAUGUGACAGACCUUGCAGUUAAUGUAAUUUUAAUUUGGGCAGUUGGACAGGCACAGUGUGAUAUUACAUGCACCACUCUUAUUAAAAUUCAUAUCAUUAACAUUUUGUACGUGAUACUAGUUCUAUUGCAGAAAGUUGUGCUGCCCGUAGAGCGAGAAAUCUCUUGAGCCAAAUAUAGUUCUGUGCUGAAUUAACGUACCAAAAACAUUAAAUCGUAUAAAAUGAUAUUUCUUAGACAAAGUGGACACCAGGGUACCAUAAAUUGUGCAAUGCCAAAAAAGAUAGUUUAGUGCCAGAAUACAGAUUUACAUUAAGAAGUAAUUUCCAAUUAACGAGAGCGAAGGGGUGGGAGUGACCAAGAGGCCCAAUUUUUGAAUCACGACCAUAUGAAGCCAGCAGAUAAUGAAGCCAAGGAAAGCACAGGGAAGUUGUGUAGUUUUGAUUGAAAUGUAGCAAUGAUAAUGGGCACUGAAAUUUGACGAAAAAACAACUUGCCACCGGUGGGAACCAAGCCCACAACCUUCGCAUUACGUGUGCAAUGCGCUACCAAGUGUGCUACGGCAGUGGCUGUUUCAAUGUCCACAUUCUCGGGUAUCUAUGGACGUGAAUGCCCUUUCCGACCAAUGGAGCACCCAAUGGCUGAAAUGUUGCUGUAGUGCAAGUGUCGGCACUUUUUUUUUCUUUUGUGCGCAAUUAUUUCUAUGUCCUCUUCCUGGGCUGUGCAACAUGUCUGGAGUCUCUUGUGUUUCAAUUGUGUAGUACGAUCGGCUCUGUCACCUUGUCUGCUGUGCUGGCAAAUUCACGAAGCCAAUGUCACUUGUGCUUUUUAUAACAAGAAAUAAAGUGCUGACAGUUUCGGUGC
Dermacentor albipictus is the source of this 8685-nucleotide messenger RNA. It is a transcript of the gene bbc, whose product is annotated as choline/ethanolaminephosphotransferase 1 bbc. Gene Ontology annotation, cellular component: Golgi apparatus; endoplasmic reticulum membrane. Gene Ontology annotation, molecular function: diacylglycerol cholinephosphotransferase activity; ethanolaminephosphotransferase activity. Lineage: Eukaryota; Metazoa; Arthropoda; Arachnida; Ixodida; Ixodidae. Gene Ontology annotation, biological process: phosphatidylethanolamine biosynthetic process. The record is from RefSeq and is a predicted model, not a curated record.